AGCUGCAGCUCUGGAACAGUUCAAGUCUCUAGGUGCUGAGCCUUUGGAAGUAGACUUAAAGGAGUCUGGAGAGGGACAAGGUGGUUAUGCUAAAGAAAUGUCCAAAGAAUUUAUUGAAGCUGAAAUGAAACUCUUUGCCAAGCAGUGCCAAGAUGUUGAUAUUAUCAUCACUACAGCACUUAUUCCAGGCAAAAAAGCUCCCAUCUUAUUUAAGAAAGAUAUGAUUGAAUCAAUGAAGGAAGGUUCAGUUGUUGUGGAUUUAGCUGCAGAAGCAGGAGGGAACAUUGAGACUACAAAACCUGGAGAAAUGUAUGUUCAUAAGGGUGUUACACACAUUGGCUACACAGACCUGCCUAGCAGAAUGGCUACUCAGGCCAGUACUCUGUAUUCCAAUAAUAUUAUCAAACUCCUAAAGGCUAUUAGUCCUGACAAAGAGAACUUUUACUUUGAUCCAAAAGAUGAAUUUGAUUAUGGAACUCUGGAUCAUGUUAUUAGAGGAACUGUAGUAAUGAAAGAUGGCAAGGUGAUUUUCCCAGCACCUCCACCAAAUAACAUUCCUCAAGGAGCGCCUGUGAAGCAGAAGACUGUAGCAGAGCUGGAAGCGGAAAAAGCAGCUACUAUUACACCUUUUAGAAAAACUAUGACUAGUGCAUCUGUGUACACAGCAGGCUUAGCUGGCAUGUUAGGACUGGGCAUUGCAUCUCCUAAUACUGCUUUCACGCAAAUGGUGACAACAUUUGGCCUAGCUGGAAUAGUGGGUUACCAUACAGUAUGGGGCGUGACUCCUGCUCUUCACUCUCCACUCAUGUCAGUGACUAAUGCUAUCUCAGGACUGACUGCAGUUGGUGGACUGGUAUUGAUGGGAGGAAACUAUCUCCCUGAAAACACUCCUCAAAGUCUAGCAGUGCUUUCAGCCUUUAUCUCUUCAGUCAAUAUUGCAGGUGGGUUUCUAGUUACACAGAGAAUGCUGGAUAUGUUCAAACGUCCCACAGAUCCUCCUGAGUACAACUACUUGUACCUACUUCCUGGUGGUGUAUUUGUAGGAGGCUAUGCAGCUGCUCUCAGUGGUGGCUAUAAUACUGAACAGAUGAUGUAUCUGGGCUCUGGCCUAUGCUGUGUUGGUGCCCUGGCUGGACUGUCCACCCAAGGAACAGCUCGUCUUGGAAAUGCUUUGGGUAUGAUUGGUGUUGCAGGAGGUUUAGCAGCAACUCUUGGAGGCCUUAAACCCUCACCUGAAUUGUUGGCACAGAUGUCAGGUGCAAUGGCACUUGGUGGUACCAUAGGUUUGACGAUUGCUAAACGCAUCCAGAUUACAGAUCUGCCUCAGCUAGUGGCUGCUUUCCAUAGUUUGGUUGGUUUGGCUGCUGUGCUCACCUGUGUAGCAGAAUACAUGAUUGAAUAUCCUCACUUCGCUACUGAUCCAGCUGCAAACCUCACCAAGAUUGUGGCGUACCUUGGCACCUACAUUGGUGGAGUGACUUUCAGUGGCUCUCUUGUCGCUUAUGGAAAACUGCAAGGUAUCUUGAAUUCUGCACCACUGCUCUUGCCUGGUCGACAUGCAUUGAAUGCAGGGUUGCUGGCUGCCAGCGUUGGCGGAAUGGUUCCGUACAUGAUUGAUCCUAGUUACACUAUGGGAAUUACUUGCUUAGGUUCUGUGUCAGCUCUCUCAGCCAUAAUGGGCGUCACUUUAACAGCAGCUAUUGGAGGUGCUGACAUGCCUGUAGUUAUUACUGUCCUGAACAGUUACUCUGGAUGGGCUUUGUGUGCUGAGGGCUUCCUACUGAACAACAACUUGCUGACCAUUGUUGGUGCACUCAUUGGCUCCUCUGGGGCCAUCCUGUCUUACAUCAUGUGUGUGGCUAUGAACCGUUCCCUUGCGAAUGUGAUUCUAGGGGGCUAUGGGACCACAUCAACAGCUGGUGGGAAACCCAUGGAAAUUACUGGAACCCACACAGAAAUCAACGUGGACAAUGCAAUUGAAAUGAUAAAGGAAGCCAAUAAUAUUAUUAUUACUCCAG
This is a messenger RNA of Cariama cristata (Red-legged seriema), 2018 nucleotides long. RefSeq names its product nicotinamide nucleotide transhydrogenase (gene NNT). The annotation marks the transcript as partial. Lineage: Eukaryota; Metazoa; Chordata; Aves; Cariamiformes; Cariamidae. The record is from RefSeq and is a predicted model, not a curated record. The transcript is spliced from 12 exons. Gene Ontology annotation, molecular function: NAD binding; NADP binding. Gene Ontology annotation, cellular component: mitochondrial inner membrane. Gene Ontology annotation, biological process: NADPH regeneration.